Messenger RNA from Colletotrichum truncatum, 2964 nucleotides. RefSeq lists its product as uncharacterized. Gene Ontology annotation, cellular component: membrane. NCBI's taxonomy places the organism in Eukaryota, Fungi, Ascomycota, Sordariomycetes, Glomerellales, Glomerellaceae. The record is from RefSeq and is a predicted model, not a curated record. Gene Ontology annotation, biological process: arachidonate metabolic process.
AUGACCCGUUGUAAACAUACCGGCUGGCUGCGCCUUGCAACCAAAGACCAGGCAUACGUUAUCGAAAGUUCAGACCGUGCCAAGAGACUGCUAGACAGUCUGCCACGUCCGGACUGCCAAUAUCCAAGUACGCUGGUGUUGAUUGGAAAUGCGACCAAGCGGAUCGUAAUGCAAAGACUUGGAGUGGACAUCACCAGGCCAAACACGACCCGGGGUCAUGGCGAGAUCCACCUCUCUCUAGCUCCUGUCGGCGCCGCCGGCGGCAGGCCCACCUUGAUUGCCGAUGCCGAUAUCCCGCCCCACAAACGGCUCGGGAGGCCAAGAAAAUCUCCGCUCUGUCAUGAACUCGUGACGAGGUCGAUAUCAACCUCGCUCAGCGUAGCCAUUCCGUCCACAGCGGUGGAAGCCGGCGACCGUGUCUAUAACCGCAUGCUUUUCCCCUUUGCAGAUGUCGUCUGCUUGUUUGCCGAUGAUAUCGGCGGCGUAGAGAUUGUCGCCCAGCGGCUUGCGUCGUGGCUGGAUCUAGAGUCACCAUCGACGUCGUCGGUGCGUCCAUGGUUAGUGGUCGUCACGAACGGCGGCGAAGAGAACUCUGCACGCAGUCAGUUGUUACAUGCCGUCCGCAAGAGGACAGACGCUCAUGUAUCCGAACGUUUCCAUGGCCUCCGAGUCAUCAGCCUGGCCGACACGUCUCCCAAGUCUCUGCGACGCCAUCUGCAUUCCCUGCGUUGGGAUAUCCUGAGCAAUGAGCUUUCCUACAUGACAGAGACUAAAAGGGUUGAGCGCGUCCUUGCUUAUUGCCUUUUCUCAGCUACCCAUCUCGCCGGUCUUAUACGCCACGCCGCGGAGCACCUUGGUGAUGCCGACGCUCCGCCCCUCGACUUUCUCGCCAUCUCUCGGCUGGAUAACCCGAUAGCAGAAGAUCUACAAGCACAUCUCGCGCGGUUUCUGACGCAUUGCGACUCUGUCGAGGCGUUGAAACGAUUUGCCGUGCCUGUCAUCGCCUCCAGCUUUCUGCUGGACCAUUAUCCCCCAGACAUGCACCUCUUCGAUCCGCGAGAGGUCUUCAAGAUGUUCUACAAAGAUGUGUGCUACAACGUGUGUGGCGCAGCCGUCUUGGCGCACGACGGAUCUACCGAAUUCAUCUUGCCGUCGAAGUUCUCCAAUAUGAUCGAGACCCAGAUGGCUCGUAUGUUCCGGCAGCUGACGGCGGGCCAGUCCGCGGUGUCCCUCCAUCGCCAGCUCGUCGCCGCCUUCACAGAGGACUGGCGACGGCUCCGGUCUGACAGCACAUGUUUUCAAUGUCUACGGCGUCGCCCGCAGUUCUUCCCCGAAUGCGGCCACGGCCAGUGCAUGAAUUGUGUGAAGACCUUUGGUGCUGUGAGCACGGUUGAUCCGUGGCUGGUCGAGGUCGAUGAGUGUCUUCUUUGCGGACGAAAUGUCGGCAUGCAGAUACGAGUGAAGCCGGACACCGCGUCGGUCCGUGUGCUGUGUAUUGACGGUGGCGGCACGAGGGGAAAGUACCCCCUAAAACUGUUGAAGCAGCUUGAAGACGCCAUUGGCUUGCCGGGCCACCCUGUGCAACAGAACUUUGACGUCGUCUUCGGGACGAGCUCAGGCGCAAUCAGCGCCGGUGCUCUCUGCAUCAACGGCUGGACGGUGGACGAGUGCAUUGCCCGCUUCGAGUCUCUUUCGAACCAGGCAUUCACGCCCCGCGGGAGCCCAUCCAUCCCCAUCAUAGGUCCUCUGACACGACUGAUAAUGCAGGUUCCGUUUGUCAAAACGAUAAUUCGUGCCGCAGGCUUGCUCCUUUUCGAUAGCAGGUAUCCGUCGCGACACAUCGAGCAGGCGUUGCGAGACAUGUUUGGCUCGGACAGAACCAUCGCCGACUACUCGGCUGCCGACGCGAUGGGCAUUAUGGUCGGUAUGACAGUCGCUACAGUGAAAGAUGCGACAGCCUGCAUCUUCACCAACUACAACGGAUUAGGCCAACGGGGCGGAGAUCAGGGCUAUGAGGUGUUGACGACGAGAGACAGUGGCGAACAGGCAUCCUUAUGGGAGAUCUAUUUUACGCCUCGGACUAUCCACGGCCUCGGCACAUUCCAAGACGGCGGCUUGGUUGUUAACAAUCCCUCGUCGAUCGCUCUGCAAGAGGUGGCUUCCCUUUUCCCCGAAGCCGCCGAUCCAAGCCUCUUUGUCUCGGCGGGUACGGGCUCCUCUCGCGAAGAAGAACACCCAGCGUACGAGUCCAACGGGGGAUGGCAGGCCUACUUCCCCUUCCGCCUGGAACGGGCCUUUAGGGCUCUUCGAAGCGACAAGAACGCCUGGCAACGGCUUGUGGCGCACAAGAAGGUUGGUCGGUCAGGUGAAUUCUUCCGCUUUGAUGUCGAGUUCGACGGCCCCGAACCGCCGUUGGAUAGUCUGACCAGCUUUGACGACCCUGAACGUGAUGAUGAAUGUACUUUUCGAGGCCUACCAUCAUUCGAGCGGCUAGGGCGUUGUGCCAGGGCCCAUCUGUUCGUCUUUGAGUUGCGCGCUUCACAGCCAUAUUUGUUUUCUGAUGGAGGAUACGAGUGCCGCGGACACAUACGUUGCCAGCUGCGUGCCCACUCCGAAACUUUGAAGGUAUUCUUGUCGCAACUUGCUAGAAGCAAGGCUUACUUUUUGGUCGGCGGCCACGAAGUAGCGGUUGACUUUGCGUCGUAUCCGAUCAUCUGUCCAGACGGCCAUUUCUUCUUGGAGGUGAGAUUUCGUGUGGCCAGUCUGCAGGAGUCUCUGCCCAUCUGCCUGUGGGAGAACCAAGACGAGGGCCAAAACAUCAGUGGCUCACCAUUUACCGUUCAGCAGCUGGUGCGGAGCCAAAAGCUCGAUCAGUGCUUCGGGACGUCUGACCACCGCAAGAAGCGAUGUCGAGAGAAUGAUAUUGAUGAGGCAAGCCGUAAACGGCCGAGAAUCAGGCGCUAG